AUGGCUGGCGAAUAUGACACAGCAAUCACAGUGUUUUCUCCUGAUGGACGUCUUUUUCAAGUUGAAUAUGCGCAGGAAGCCGUGAAGAAAGGAUCAACAGCCGUUGGUGUACGAGGCAAAAAUAUCGUUGUUCUAGGAGUGGAAAAGAAAGCUGUUGCUGUUCUACAGGAAGAUCGUACAGUGCGUAAAAUCUGUGUGCUCGACGAUCAUGUUGCUAUGGCAUUUGCUGGUCUCACAGCUGACGCUCGUGUUCUUAUGCAUCGUGCCCGUAU
Adineta ricciae is the source of this 272-nucleotide messenger RNA. NCBI's taxonomy places the organism in Eukaryota, Metazoa, Rotifera, Eurotatoria, Adinetida, Adinetidae. The record is from the annotation of a GenBank genome assembly.